Messenger RNA from Panicum hallii, 1266 nucleotides. Its product is annotated as N-acylphosphatidylethanolamine synthase. Lineage: Eukaryota; Viridiplantae; Streptophyta; Magnoliopsida; Poales; Poaceae. The transcript is spliced from 5 exons. Gene Ontology annotation, biological process: phospholipid metabolic process. The coding region runs from base 78 to 968 and encodes 296 amino acids. The record is from RefSeq and is a predicted model, not a curated record.
ACCAGUGUCCCUACAUCGUCAGAGGAAACAGAGACGAAAAACCGAGCCCACGCGAACGCGGACGCGGUGGGGGGAAAAUGGAGGCGUCCGCGGACGCGGGGGCGGCGGCGGCGGCCGCCGCCGCGCGAACGCUGCGGUGGGCGGGCCGCGCGGGGCACCUGGGCGGCUUCCCGCGUGCCGUGGUGUUCGCCGCCGUGGGCGCGUUUGCCAAGGCCUACGCCUCGCUGCUCAACACCACCACCGUCCACAACGCCGACGCGCUGCUCCGCCUCGUCUCGGCGCGGCCCCCCGGGACGCCGCUCCUCACCGUCAGCAACCACAUGUCCACGGUAGAUGAUCCGCUUAUGUGGGGAUUCAAGGGUUUUCCAACUUCAGAUGCAAAGCUUGGAAGGUGGGUGCUGACAGCAGAAGAUAUAUGCUUCAGGAAUGUAGUCAUGUCUUACGUGUUUCGACUUGGGAAAUGCGUACCAAUCACACGAGGGGGUGGAAUCUAUCAAGAACACAUGAAUGAAGCUCUUGACGUGCUUGUCAAUGGAGGCUGGUUGCAUUCAUUCCCUGAAGGAAAAAUUGCCCAAGAUGAUCAGCCAAUUAGAAGAUUGAAGUGGGGAACUGCCAGUCUUAUUGUCCGAGCACCAAUAACUCCAAUAGUUUUACCAAUUGUUCACUCUGGUUUUGAAAAGGUCAUGCCAGAGAACUUGUUCUUUGGACGGCGACCACCAGUGCCACUCUGCGGCAAGAAGAUAGAUAUCAUCGUUGGAGAGCCAAUAGAGUUUGACAUGGCAAGCUUGAAGCAAGAGGCAGCAAUGGUACCCCAUGAUCCAUCAUCUGUAAGGAAGGGGUGGCCGACCAUUACACCAGAUGGGCUAGACGAGGCUGUGCAGAGAUGGCUUUACCAGAAGAUGUCAGAUAAGAUCCAGUCUGUGAUGGAGAGAUUGCGGAAAAAACUUCUGAACCUGAAGCAGCACUGAUCUUUUUGCACUUCUUCUAUAAGGCGAUGGUAGGUUUCUGUUGCUUUUUGCACCUACCUUUGGUUAGGAUUUAUUAACAAGCACCGGUUAUUUCUAUCUAUACACAAAUGGGCGAAUGGCCGUCACACCUGCCAAAAUUAUGAACCAAAGCUAUUGGAAUAGAAUUAGAGGUCCGGAUUGGUACAUGUGCUGUCUUUUAUGGGCAGUAGUUUUGAAAGAUUUCUUCAUUAUUUACUAUCAACUGUUCAAGUGCCAAUUUUAUUGCAGCACGAAUAAAGCCUUCUACUGUUUAAUUGCA